UCAUCUCCCGGCUGCCUGACUUCCUCCCAGCAUAUACAUUCCUGCACUUGCCUGUCCACACGUUGCCCUGCAGACCAAGUUCCAGGAGCCCACUGCCUUUCUGUAGGCCCCUGGGGGCUGGGCCUUGCCAUAGCACCAACAGGCAUCCCUGGAUUGGGAGCAGAGGGCUCCCUACAGGACACCCAGCCCUGAGACCUCAGAAAGCCACCCCUCGAGGGUGGCCAGGCCCCCGACGUCCCACUCGAGUGUCACCUUUGCCCCCAACCUUGCUGGCCUCUGGCCCCACCGGCCCCCCAGAUGCCCGGCUGAGACACAGCAGUGGCCCAGGAUGCCCAUGCCUCCUCCUGGUCCCUGAGGUUGACACUGCAGUGGACGACUCCUUGGGCACUGGGCAACUAACAGACGCAGCCACCAGCCCGAGCAGCAGCGGCAUGGGCAGCGCCAGCCCGGGCCUGAGCAGCAUGCCCGCUGGCCGCCUCCUGCUGCCCACCGACGCGGUAUUGCGGACAGGACUGGAGAAGGCAGCCAUGGGAGUGGUGGGGCCUGAGAGACGAGACUGGAGCCCCAGUCCACCUGCCACACCCGAGCAGGGCCUAUCUGCCUUCUACCUCUCCUACUUUGACAUGCUGUGCCCUGAAGACAGCAGCUGGGUGGCCAAGGGUCCCGGGGCCAGCGUUCGGGAGCAGCCACUCGAGGAGCCUGAGCAGUGCCCGGUCAUCGACAGCCAGGCGCCAGGGGGCAGCCUGGACUUGGCGCCAGGCGGGCUGACCCUGGAGGAGCAUUCGCUGGAGCAGGUGCAGUCCAUGGUGGUGGGCGAGGUACUCAAGGACAUCGAGACGGCCUGCAAACUGCUUAACAUCACCGCAGACCCUGUGGACUGGAGCCCUGGCAACGUGCAAAAGUGGCUCCUGUGGACGGAACACCAGUACCGGCUGCCCCCCGUGGGUAAGGCCUUCCAGGAGCUGGGGGGCAAGGAGCUGUGCGCCAUGUCUGAGGAGCAAUUCCGCCAGCGCUCACCCCUGGGUGGGGAUGUGCUUCAUGCCCAUCUGGACAUCUGGAAGUCAGCAGCCUGGAUGAAAGAGAAGACCUCACCUGGGAUGAUUCACUACUGUGCCUCAACCAGUGAAGAGAACUGGACUGACAGUGAGGUGGACUCCUCCUGCCCUGGGCAGCCCAUACACCUGUGGCAGUUCCUCAAAGAGCUGCUGCUCAAGCCCCACAGCUAUGGCCGCUUCAUCAGGUGGCUCAACAAGGAGAAGGGCAUCUUUAAAAUCGAGGACUCGGCCCAGGUGGCCCGGCUAUGGGGCAUCCGCAAGAACCGUCCUGCCAUGAACUACGACAAGCUGAGCCGCUCCAUCCGCCAGUAUUACAAGAAGGGCAUCAUCCGGAAGCCUGAUAUCUCCCAGCGUCUGGUCUACCAGUUUGUGCACCCCAUCUGAGGGCUGUGGGUGGGCCUAGGGCCUCCCUGGAAACCUGCCCAUGCCAGGCCUUCCUCCUGCCUGCCCUGCCUUGGCAAGACCCAGA
Messenger RNA from Chrysochloris asiatica (Cape golden mole), 1524 nucleotides. It is a transcript of the gene SPDEF, whose product is annotated as SAM pointed domain containing ETS transcription factor. Lineage: Eukaryota; Metazoa; Chordata; Mammalia; Afrosoricida; Chrysochloridae. The record is from RefSeq and is a predicted model, not a curated record. The transcript has 6 exons. Gene Ontology annotation, molecular function: sequence-specific DNA binding; DNA-binding transcription factor activity, RNA polymerase II-specific. Bases 432 to 1439 code for a protein of 335 amino acids. Gene Ontology annotation, biological process: regulation of transcription by RNA polymerase II; cell differentiation. Gene Ontology annotation, cellular component: nucleus.